AGCGUCUUUACGUUGCAUAGAAACCGACACUGGAAGAGAUGAUAACAGCACGGGCUAUCCAUCGGCUAGCUAGCAACAUGAGAUUUGUUGUUCUUUCAUUUAUCUAGAUGUUAUAUGAAAAACAAGUUAUGUCAUAGCUAAUAUACACAGAAUAUCCUAUUGGAAAACGUUAGCUAGAUUGAUUCAUCCGAAAAUGAAUUAGCCUACGUUAAGAGUUAGCUAACUGGCAAAGCAAACGGAUUCUGCAACGGUUUAUCGUUAAAUUAGCUAAGCGCCAACUAGCUAGGCUAAUCGCAUCAGCGAAUCUUGGCUGUCCGUAGUUAAAUUACGUUUGCUAAAUGAUAAUACACUCUCGGCAGUGGGCUGUUUUGCCAGAGUCUGGGGAGGACGAGAGAUGGCUAGAGGAACAAGUGACAUCUCUGAACUGGAUCAGGAGAAAUACGACACAGAUGAGCAAGUUAAGAUCAUUUGUCUCGGAGAUAGCGCGGUUGGAAAAUCGAAGUUAAUGGAAAGAUUCCUCAUGGAUGGAUAUCGUCCGGAGCAGCUAUCCACAUACGCACUAACGCUCUACAAGUACACGACUACAAUCGACGGGAAAGCCGUAUUAGUAGACUUUUGGGACACGGCUGGCCAGGAGAGGUUUCAGAGCAUGCAUCCCUCCUACUACUACAAGGCCCAUGCCUGUAUCAUGGUUUUUGAUGUCCAGAGGAAAAUCACCUAUAAAAAUCUCACAAACUGGUAUAAAGAGCUGAGAGAAUACAGGCCAGAGAUCCCGUGCAUAGUUGUUGCAAACAAAAUAGAUGCUGAUAUGAAGGUGACUCAGAGAAACUUUAAUUUUGCAAAGAAGCAGGGUCUACCUUUGUACUACGUGUCUGCUGCUGAUGGAACCAAUGUGGUCAAGCUUUUCAAAGAUGCAAUAAAGCUGGCGAUGUCUUACAAGAAAAACUCCAACAAUUUCAUGGAUGAAGUGAUGCGCGAACUUGAGAACUUUGAACUUGAACAAAAGGAGGAAUCUUCAGACAAAGAAGACGGUGUCCCCAAAGAGGAGAAGCCCUCCCUGCCGUGAAAAGCCCCCUGGGGUAUUCCGUCCGCUGAGCCCUGACAUUUCCAGUGGAGGAAAGGAAAUCCACAUCUGUCCAUAUUAUGUGUCCUACAUGAAGGACCAUUGAGGUGCAAACCCUGGUGCGUAGCACAUUUCCGUUGUCCGUGUGCUUCAGAGUGAGUAGGAUAUGCUAGGGCUCAACAGACCAGCAUCGCUAACUGUGAACGUGAAAACUCUCCCCUCCUGCAGCUCGUUUCAAACAUGCACUGUACAUGCGUUCUGUGUUUAAGUCAAGUGCCGUUUGAUUGUACUAAAUUCAGUGGGCUUGCUGGAAACUGUGGAAGAUGUAGUGGAAUUGCCUGUUUGUGUCAUCAAAUACUCAUCCAUGUUCUGUGGGAAAAGUCGUACAUUACAGACCAUCUUCCAGGACUGGAUGUCUGUGGUUGUCUAGGGAACUACGCUGCAUUUGAUGGAAAUUAAAAAGCAAAACAAACAACGUAAUAAUAAUGUGUGUACUUAUGUAGUGUUGCAACAUAGAUUGCGAUAUGUGUGUGCAAUAUUUAAAUCUCUGUGAAAUAUUGUGGUUAGGUUUUUAUCAAGGCUGCUUUUGUUCAAAUUCAGAUAAUAAUAAUCAUAUAUACAGUGCUAUUAUUAUUUGCAUAAAAUAAUCCUAUGGCUGGGAUUUAUAAAUGAAUAGGCUCAUUCAACAUUGAAGGUUAUUUCACACCGAAUCAUCAGGUAUACCCCCCCUAUGAACCAAAACAAAUUCAGUGCAUUUUAAAAAUUCUGUUAUUUAUUGUGUUGGUAUGUAAACUAGCACAAGGGUUCUUAACCCUGACCACAGCAUUCCACCUGGGCCUCUAGUUUUUGUCAAUCGACACUUAAAAUCGAGAAAUUAAAACAAGCAAUUACACCAGGGUCACCUCACUUGGUGGAUCGUGCAUCAAUUGCUAAGGUUAAAAUAAAAACGCAAUCUCUCUUGGUCGUGUUUGGGACCCAUGCACUAGUACAUUGUUUUAUGCACAUGUAUACUUCUAUUUGUUGUUCACUCUGGACAAGAGUGUACUGAAUGAAUGUAAUGAAAUUCAAAGUGCAGGUUGUUGAUUGUAGUUAUAAGAUUAGAAGAAAGCUGGAACCGUCAUGGACUUGUUACCCUAGGUUAUUUUAAUGUCCUUUGAAGCAAAAAUAAAGUGCAUACCCGUGG
This is a messenger RNA of Conger conger (European conger), 2246 nucleotides long. It is a transcript of the gene rabl2, whose product is annotated as RAB, member of RAS oncogene family-like 2. The record is from RefSeq and is a predicted model, not a curated record. Gene Ontology annotation, cellular component: endosome; Golgi apparatus. Bases 395 to 1066 code for a protein of 223 amino acids. NCBI's taxonomy places the organism in Eukaryota, Metazoa, Chordata, Actinopteri, Anguilliformes, Congridae. The transcript is spliced from 8 exons. Gene Ontology annotation, molecular function: GTPase activity; GTP binding.